This is a messenger RNA of Bombus huntii, 6013 nucleotides long. RefSeq names its product zinc finger protein 423 homolog (gene L). The coding region runs from base 1180 to 4998 and encodes 1272 amino acids. The transcript has 8 exons. Lineage: Eukaryota; Metazoa; Arthropoda; Insecta; Hymenoptera; Apidae. Gene Ontology annotation, cellular component: nucleus. Gene Ontology annotation, molecular function: DNA-binding transcription factor activity, RNA polymerase II-specific; RNA polymerase II transcription regulatory region sequence-specific DNA binding. Gene Ontology annotation, biological process: regulation of transcription by RNA polymerase II. The record is from RefSeq and is a predicted model, not a curated record.
CGAUAGAUAGCCGGAAGGUGGGUGUACUCGUUAGUGUGCGAUCCCGCCUACCGUCCAAUGCGGUGGCUGGUUUCCCUGGGGACUCCCUAGCCUCUCACAGCCGGCUUUUGUCGUCGUCGUUGUCCCUUCUCUCCUUCCACGUACAGCCAGCACUCUUUCGCCUUCAGGAGGAGGACGUUGGUGCGUCGCUUUUGCAUCGUGCGCGAUAAUAGUCACCACCGUGGGUUCACCGGUUAGUACGCGUUUAUACACUCAACCGUGUUCCUCGAGCGGCUGGUCGCGCGAGACCAAGAGCCGAUAGUCAGUCAGUCUUUCCGAUCGAACAGUCGUGAUCGGAUCGAUUUCUUCCUUCCAGUCAAGGAUCGUCUUUCGCGUUCCGACCGCGAUACUUCACGCCUGACGCUUAUUCGCUAGCGUGUCCCGUUCUGCUGCCGUGGAUUUUCCACUUACGUUCGAGUUUGCAGGAUUUUUCGCAAUUUACCAACGACGUUGGAAAAUUUCCGAAAGUAAGCUAACGAUCCAUCGAUAUUUUUAGCAUCGACUUUCGCGGGCAUCGUCGUCGACUUUGAUCCGUUCAUAGAUUAUAAUUAGCAAUCGUGAUUCGAUAUUGAACAGUCAGAGAUGGAGGACAACUAGAGAAUUGGCUGGAAGCGUGUUCGAAUAACGUUGACGGAGUGAAGGAGAGUUGGUGGACUUGUACGGACAGAAGAACCGAUCAAUGUUGUUAAUAUCGACAGUCCCCUUGAUUGCUAUUUGGCUUUGCUUUGGUUUUAUAUUGCUGUCAGACUGAAUAAACCAGAAAGGGGGAAAAUCGUAGAAGUUGUUGAAAAUCGUUGAUCGACUCUGGAACAGUUGAGAAGAGAAGCGCAAGAGGAAGUGCAGUGAAAAUUUAGUGCGACUGAAGACUUAAUCAAUGUUUUUCAAUCUUCGCAAGUUUCCUAUUGACUCGUGCAUUGGUUAUAAUCAAUUCUCGUUGAUUUAUUAACCAGUUAUCGAGAGAACUGAAAAGAAGGGCACGAUUGAUUAUUUUUGGAGCAUUGGUAAUAGAGAUAAAGAAGUGCGAUAAAGAGUAAGCUAAUAAGAAUCGAGAAAAUGGAUUGACAAAUUGGUCGAGGGUGCUAAGAUGAUGGCGAAUGAACUCGAGUACACGAGGGAUGACUGAACAGGAAGAACACCAGGAUGUUGUUUAAGGGAAACAGUUCGAGAUUAGAGCUAUUGAUAGGAAAAAUUCAGGCCCACAAAGAACCUUCUCGAGAUGAACAAGCCAAAUCGAAAGAGGCCUUGGGCACCGGAAGUUCGUCAUGGCAGAGCGAGGAUGGCGGUGCAAACUCGCGACGUGGCGGAGAGACGCCGUCUUCUUGUGCGACGCCGACAUCGGCGAGCUUCCCGUCGGAGCCCGAGGUCGACGCCGACGUUGGUGUCAACGCCGACGGAACCAACGCUACCGCACCUUAUCCUUGUCAAUUCUGUGACCGCACAUUUCCUCGACUUAGCUACCUGAAGAAGCACGAACAGCGUCACUUUGAUCAACUUCAUCGAGGAUUGAUAUUAGCUCUUCACGGUUCGAUGUCCAGUGUAAUUUCUAUUCUGAGCCACGGAGAUCAAAUGCCAUACAAAUGCAACUGGUGUGCCAGAUUGUUCAAACAUAAACGCAGUAGAGAUCGACACGUGAAACUUCAUACAGGAGACCGAAGAUAUCGAUGCACGCACUGCGACGCUGCUUUCUCCAGAAGCGAUCAUCUGAAGAUCCACAUGAAGACUCACGACACCCAGAAGCCGUAUCAGUGCACAGCAUGCUCCAGAGGCUACAACACAGCAGCCGCUCUAACAUCUCACAUGCAGUCUCACAAGAAACAAUCCCAAGGAACUGCCAGGCUUCAAGACAUUGAUUAUGGUAGAAGAAGCGUGUCUUCUCAUAGUACAUCAUCUCCGCCAGUACCAAGCUCCCCAUCGCCAUCUUUAAACCUUUUGUUGAAUCCAAAGGCUGGCUUAAAAAGUUCCCAAGGAAGUGCUUCGACGACUCCAAUUUUGAGUUCACCGUUGAAAUUAGCCUGCAUGUACUGUACCAGAGAUUCCUUUAGUUGCAUGCAACAGCUGCAAAUGCACGUGCAUACUAUGCAUCAGGCUAUCCUUAGUGGAGAAACUGUUGCAGUAUCCCCAUCAACAAAUAGAACCAACGAACAGAUGAGUUAUCAACGUGAGAAAACCCUGGAUAGACCAGAAGGAUCAUCCAAAGAACAGGAAAGAAAGUAUCAGGAUGAUUCAGAGAGAUCUAUAGAGAAAGAUCACUAUGAAAAUACAUUUACAUGCAAUCAGUGUACUAUGAAGUUCUCUACGUUAGACUCUUUGAGAGAUCAUCUGAUCUCAAUUCAUAGAACCGAUGGUUUUAGUUCUACUUUAAUGAUGUGCCCUCUCUGCGGCAUUCCUUGUGCUUCUGCAGCAGCCUACGCGGAGCACUAUGUCCUCCAACAUUGUGAGAAUCGAAGAGUAGAUCCAUUGGAGGUUAAAAGUUAUAUAGAUUCCAAGAUGAAUGGAAGCAACGAAACUAAGAGUCCCAGGAAUCAGAAAUAUAGAGAGCAAACUUCUUCUGAGCCAGCUGAUUUGACCAACAAGCAUUCCACCAGUACAGUCAGCAAUUAUACAGCUGGUACGCUAUUUUGUGGACAAUGUAGAGCUGCACUGAAAGACUUCGAGUCAUUCAGAGAACACCUAGCUAGACAUCUUCAGGCUGAUCAUAGAAAUGACGUUAUUAGACAUCCUUGUCCAAAGUGUGAAGCCACUUUUCAAGAUAGGGAGAACAUGUUGGUACACUUGACAAAGCAUUAUUUGAGUCAGAUUAGUAAAGAAUAUGCUUGCGGUGCUUGCAAGAAGCUGUAUCCCCAUCCGGACCUCCUCCAAAGACAUUUACUUGACAGCCAUGCUCAUCAUCUCUAUAGAUGCGCCCUGUGCAGAGAUACUUUCGAUUCUAGAGUGGCAAUACAGGUCCAUUUCGCUGUAAAACACAGUCAAGAAUGCAAUAUUUAUAGGUGCAAUGCUUGCACAGUGUCUAAUAAUGAAAAUUCGCCAGGAAAUGCGCCAGGCGAGGGUAAAAGCUUCUUCAGAAGCGAAUCCGAAAUGGCAAGCCAUGUGAGAAAUGUUCAUGCACCUCCUACAGUUUCUAACAACAAUCCUGUCGUUACAAGCCCGGCCUCCACUCCGGGAAUAACUGGAAAUUCAGGACCAAGAUGCGUUUUCUGUGGAACUUACUGCAGUUCUGAGCUGGAACUACAACUCCACUUGGCUAGCCACUCUGCUAAUUUAUACAGGUGCCCAAUUUGUAGAGAGGGAUUUGCUGUGGAGUUUUUACUAGACAGGCAUAUUGCUCAAGUGCAUCAUUCUAGUGAUCAUCAAGGUGCUAUAAGGAAUAAUUCUCGGGAGAAUGGAAGGAUUGAUAGACUACCCAGAUUACAGGAAGAAGGCAAAUCUCAAAAGAGAGGCCGCUCUCCAGCCUCCAGUAACAACAAUUCUCUGAACCAGCGCGAUAACAAUAAUAAACGUCCACAUUACUCAAAUCCAUCUGCUCAGCAGUGUGAUCUCUGUGAAAGGGGAGAGUUUUCCAACGAGGCCGAACUGCAAGCCCACAAGAAACUUGCUCACACUCCAUCCAAGCUUCCAAACAAGUCCAUAUCGAAUCUCAGCAUGUCUUGCGCAUAUUGCGGGGAAGUAUGCCGUUCUAGAACUGACCUGGAGUCCCACACAAGGAUUCAACAUGCAUCGAAUGAACCUGGUGGUCGGCACAAGUGUAACAUAUGCGACGAAGUCUGUCCAUCAGGGGCAACUCUUGCAGAACAUAAAUUGCAGAAACACUGCAAGAUUCAAUUAAGCGACACAUGCAUCGUUUGUCGAGGAAAUCUAGCUUCGGAGUCACAGUUUCUGGAACAUGUGCAAAGACAUAGCCUAGAGAACGUGGAUCCUCAGCAAAGAUUAGAUGGUUCUCUUCCCCAUCUCCCUGCAGCUUGUGUAGUUUGUAGACAGACAUUGAUCAGUGAUUUGGAGUGUCGUCUUCACGCCAGACACCACUUAAGAGCUUCUACUGGUUCUCACAGUGUAACAUCCAGCCCCAGCCCCAACCAAAAGAACCAGAAUCCUAGCUGUUGCCUUUGUUUAAGAGAUUAUUUAGCUGAUGACUUUGUCAAUUUGCCUCCAAGUCAUAUAAGCGGUGGAGGACAGUCUUUAAGGGUCUGCAAGUCAUGCUACAUUCGUCACUCUCAGGGUUUACCUAUCUUGAAUUCACCUUAUGAGCCUGCUAGAUCUAAAUGUGACGGUACUUGGACAUCCAAUAACAAAGAUGGACAAUGGGAUGGAUCAAGGGAUACAUGGGAGUCAGAGAACAGAUUUAAGGAAGACAGAAACGAGAUGUCGUUGCCAACAGAAGCAAAAAUUCAACAGCAUAUAAAGAAGGAACAGCUGGAGAUGUCGGGAAAGACUUCCAUAGAGGCGUUACGAUGUCAUCUGUGUCUUUUUGAAGCUAGCAGUCCCUUACAAUUGCAAAGCCAUUUGAUAGAGCACACUUUUGCAGGAUGUGCCGCUCUCAGCUGUUACAUUUGUCAGUCUCUCUUCACAGCUCCUAUCGGCCUCCAGAGCCAUAUGCUUCAAGAGCAUGGCCUGGGUGCUCGUCCCUACGAUUGUUCUCAGUGCACGCUCAAGUUCUUCUUCAGAGCAGAAUUGGACCAUCACAUGCUAACAUUUCAUCGACCUGGGGAUGCGUGUUCACCGGAUGACAAGGCAGAAAAUACUGGAGAAACGAAAGCAAGAGACGCUGAGGAAAGAAACUGCGGUGAAGAAAUAACCAUAAAGGAAGAAAUAGUUUCAGAAAUAGUUGCAGACGAAGAAGAAGAAAUCAACGUGGACGAACAAGUGGAAGAGAGCGAUCAAAAGGCGAACAAGGAAACAGAAAUUGAGACGAAAUUGAAAACUGAACUUGUGGAGGAAUCUGUUCCAGAAAAGAUGAAAUCGUGAUCGUUAUUCGUUAAUCGAGGAAGUAAAACGUUUAAAUAAUUAUCUUGAGAUUAGUCCAGUACGAGAGUAAACAACGACGAGAUUACCAACGUACUCUUGGACUAAAUCAGAUUUUGUAUUAAUUUUACUUUUAAUAGGCAGAGUGAUAAGAUGUUGAUUUAUUCGUUUGGGUAAUUUAUUAUUUCUUUUAUUAUACAGUUAAAUUUUAUUAAUUUAGAGUUACUAGUUAGUAGUUGGUAGUUAAUAAAAUUUCAUUCCGAUGCUGUAUGAAAAAUUACUGCGAGGAAUAUUACAUUUGGGAUUAUGUUUAAUUAACAUAUUUUUGCAAGAAUGUUCUAUAUUUACAUAGUUCACGUGAAUUUUUAUUGUAUCAAUAAUUGAUCUUCAGGAUAAUUAUAGAUUAUGGAAGAUUGUUAUUAUUCCAAGAUUAUUUUAUGCGUUAAAACAAGAUUGUAAGCCUAAUUUUAUUUUAUGGUACAGCAUACUUUGCAAUUCAAUUUAUUAUUAUAUAUUAUGUUAAAUAAUUUAUAUAAUAGCUUUAAAAAAUCUGGAAUGUGGAUAAUAUUUUACAUUAUAUUUUGUUAUUUUAGACUUUAGAUAUUCGUGAACUUUACGUUGUCAAUAUGUAAUUUUAUUUUGUGUUAAAUUUUUACUAUAAGUCGCAGCGUUGAAUUUCAUCGUCUAACAAGUAUUGGAGUUGAUAUUGCAUAAUAUGAUACUCCUUACGUAGGAAGUGUAUAUUCUACAAUCAACUUGGACGAACUUUGUAACAUAAAGGCAACGUUAUUUCUUAUUAAAGGAAUGAAAAAGAUAAAAAGAGCGUCUAUUUGCAGAUGCAACUUGUAAAUACGUUGAAUAAUAUUAGAAUGUAUUGUUAGUCAGCGUUUUAUUGACUUUGGUCAAUACCAUAAGCGACGAUUAUUGUUUAAAGUAAGCAGAAUGCAAUAAAUUGUCCACUAGGCUUAGUUAGUCGAUAAGAUAGUUCUUUACAAAAUAAAUUAUUGUUCUAAAUCAA